UAAAAUCGCGCGACAAAAGUUUACACGAUUAAAUUGUCGCGAUCGCGACGUCGCUGGUCAAAAAUCCCUUUCUAUCUUUUUUAUGGGGCGACAAAAUCGCGCGAUAGCUGUUGAUCCAUAGUUUAUAAAACUAAUUUAUAAUAAAAUUAAAAACAAAGUUAAUAAUAUAAUUGUGCUAUUUAAUUUGUCAUUAUGUAUUGCUUAGAAAGUUUGGAAUAUUCGGAGUGGUACAAGAAUUACUAUUUACCAUAUUAUGAAUGGUACAUAGAGUGUUGUACAAUAAGUGUUAAUAAUUACAUCAAUAAUGAAGUGAAUCGAAAGAGGAAAGCUGCUAUAACAGUUGCACUUUUAAUGAGUAAUAAAAAAAAACAAUAUAAGAAAAAGAAGUAUUGGAUAGCACCUAUUUUGAACAUAAGAGAAACAAGUGGAUUUUUUAACGCAGUAUUUCCUACUUUACGAUUAGAAGACUUACGAUUUCAUAAUUACUUGAGAAUGUCUGCAACACAGUUGGAAAAUUUAUUACAAAUAGUUGGAGCUGAUUUAUAUAAACAGUAUGUUAUACGAGAACCUAUUGAAACAGCUCAACGUUUAGUGUUAACUUUAAGAUUUCUUGCAUCUGGUGAUUCCAUAACUUCCAUGUCUUACCAAUAUUUAGUUGGUAUUACAACUGCUGCUAACAUCAUCUAUGAAACUUGUGAAGCAAUUUGGAAAAAUAUGCAACCUAUUGUAUUGCCGUCAAAGAUUAAUGAAGAGAAGUGGAUUAAAAUUAGUGAGGAGUUUGACAACAAAUGGGAUUUUCCACAUUGUAUUGGUGCAAUUGAUGGAAAGCAUAUAGUAAUUCAGUGUCCAAGAAAUGCUGGUUCGUCUUACUAUAAUUAUAAGGGGAGCCAUAGUAUAGUUCUGUUAGCAGUUUGUACAGCAUCGUAUAUUUGUUCCUUUGUGGAUAUUGGCUCGCAUGGAAGGAGAAGUGAUGGAGGUAUUUACAAGGAGAGUAAUUUUGGCAAAAAAUUUGAAAAUAAUGCGAUGAAUGUACCUUCAGCAUCACCAGCAUUCAACAAUGGACCAACACUACCUUACUGUAUUGUCGGAGAUGAAGCUUUUCCUCUUAAGCCAUUUUUACUUCGACCUUACCCAGGAAAGAAUGUAACUACACAAGAGAAACAAGUGUUUAAUUUUCGUCUAGCUCGUGCUAGACGUACCAUUGAGAAUACCUUCGGCAUUAUUUCUAGUAGAUGGCGAAUAUUUAGAAAGCCAAUUUUAUCAAAUCCAAGAAAUGUUAUACAAAUUACACAGGCAGUUAUAUGCCUUCAUAAUUGGUUACGAAUUGAAGAUCUUGAAAAUGAAGAGUUAAAAUCAAAAUAUGUAACAACGGAAUUAGUGGAUAGAGAGAAUGAAGAUGGAAUAAUUGAAGGGUCUUGGAGAAGAAUAAUAGAUGAUGGAUCGGCUUUACAGGACAUUAAUCGUAUUGGAAAUAAUGCGAGUACGCGAGAAGCCUUUGAAAUACGAGAAAAAUUCUGUGACUACUUCAACAAUGAAGGAUUAAUUGCAUGGCAGUAUAAUUAUUUAUAAAUUAAUUAGUUUUAAAUAUUUGUAAUAAUUGUAUUAUAUAAUAUACAUAUUAUAUAGUUUAUAUGAAUUUCAUAUUGUAUCGUAUAUUUUUGAAAAAUACAUUUUAAUAUUGUUAUAAAUUAACAAAUUUAUGAACUUAUGAUUUUAUAACUUAAAAAUAAUAAACAAAACUGCAGAUUCUUUCAACUAACACAAUAACUAUAAGAACUAUUAUCUCCACUCUCAUGUUAAGAUUUUCUAACUUUUUUUUUAAUAUUGUCAGAAAUAUUGCUUUGUUCCUAUUUCCAUUAUAAAAUAUUAUA
Molecule: messenger RNA, 1871 nt
Organism: Monomorium pharaonis (pharaoh ant)
Lineage: Eukaryota; Metazoa; Arthropoda; Insecta; Hymenoptera; Formicidae
Product: protein ALP1-like
Exons: 3
Coding region: 193-1569 (458 amino acids)
Source: RefSeq, a predicted model, not a curated record